AGGAAAUCCCGUCGGGACGAGAUGACGUUCGCUGGGACGAGAUCUUUCUCGGAAGCGCCUCGAGAGGAAGUGAUCUUGUCUUUUGUUGCGAUGUGAUCCUUUUUAGGAAGUGAUCUUGUGUGAUGAUGGGAUCUUGGCGUCUUUAAUGUCGUGAUGAAGACGGCAACAAAGCGGGGUAGAAAAUGGACGCGUAGAUAAUUCAUUACAGUUUACACCAAGAACGUAAAGGAGCGCCGACCUUCCUUUUGCUAUUUUUAGCUGCCAAGAUGAACAAUCCACUCACACCUCUCAUCAUCUGCAUCUUCGUACAGGCAGCAGAGGCUAAAAAGUACUGCUGGUAUUUUGAAGGUGGAUAUCCAAUAUACUUCAUAUGUCGGUCUUACGAAGACUGCUGUGGGAUGCGGUGCUGUGUGAGAGCGUUGUCCAUCCAGAGACUGUGGUACUUGUGGGUGGUGUUGAUGAUGGCAGUGUUGUUGUGCUGCGGCGUGGGUUUCUUCGUCCGUAGAAGAAUGUACUCCUCCUCACUGACCGACGAUCCCGUCUUCAACGUUUCUUUCACCAGACACCCUGCCAGCUCGCCAGUUUCCCAGCAGCCAGGACACAUGCAGGGCUUCGGCGUGAACGGGGUGGCGGGUGCCGACCCCUCGCUCACCACGACACACCCCGCUUACCUGCAGCAGACUGGCUCCGCCCACAUGAUGAUGGCCUCCUACCCGCCACCGCCCUCGUACUGCAACCACCCGCCGCCGUCCUACGAACAAAUCUUCCACAACGCUGACAAGAAGUAACGUCUGCGAUGAAAGCCUCAAAAAACGUUUGUUGUCCUCCAGAAAAGAGGAACAAUCGACAAAGCAAACAACCAAUUUUUUUUGUUCUGUUCCGACCAAAGAUGAGUUUCUAUUGACCCAAUCACUUCACUGUCAUCGUCAAUCAUCUUAAAAGUACACGAUGUAUAAAUCAUGUGGAAGUACACAAUGUAUCACAUCAUUGUGGAAUAAAAAGUACAACAUAA
Nerophis lumbriciformis (worm pipefish) is the source of this 1012-nucleotide messenger RNA. It is a transcript of the gene vopp1b, whose product is annotated as VOPP1 WW domain binding protein b. Gene Ontology annotation, cellular component: cytoplasmic vesicle membrane. The record is from RefSeq and is a predicted model, not a curated record. NCBI's taxonomy places the organism in Eukaryota, Metazoa, Chordata, Actinopteri, Syngnathiformes, Syngnathidae.